UAACUAGAUAACACAUAACAUAUUUUCUUCUCAGCAAAAAUAAAACUACGAAAAUUACAAUGGAUAUCACAAAAAUCUCAAUCACCCUUUUCUUGGUGAUGACAUUGGCAAUUUCAUCCAACUGUGAAGUUCUGGCCGCAUCAAGUGAAGUAAAUAAGACAACAAACUAUGGAGAAUGCAUUUAUGAGGAGCUUUGUGAGAUGGGAAAGUCCGGAACUCAUGAAUGCUUCGUUAAGUGUUCUAAGAAGAAUAAGAAGUACACAGGAGGAAAAUGUAUUCCAAAAAAUCCAGAAUAUGGAUAUUGUUGUUGCACCAUAUAAAUAAUGUUGUUUUGAUAUCAUGUUGUUUUAAAUAUAUAUAUAUUUUUUCUUUAUUGAUGGUUCUCAACUUUAAUGGGUUUUUCAUUCAGUGAAAAUAAAAAUAAAAACCUAUUUAUCAUAAACUUUAUUACACGAGGCACCCAAAAUUUAUUGGGUUCGUUCUUUCUUAGAUCUUUGUUAAAUGAAGCAAAGCUUGGUAGCUUCAUCAUAAGAGAUGUAAUAUAUUGUUAGUUAGUUUAGGUCUUUAGAUUAUACUUUGUGUUAUUUGUAUAUCUAAAACUUAUAGUUUAGGUUUCUAUAUUAGAAAUUUAGAUUAUAGUUUUGUGUUAUUUGUAUAUUAAAUUAGGAUUUGUUAAUUUAUGAUUUGGUAGUUUAUGUAUGAUUUGUUAGUUUAGGUUGUUAGAUUAUAAUUUUGUGUUAUUUUACUAUUAAAAGUGUUACUGUAUAUAUAUAUAUUUAAAAAUAUUAUUUUAAAUAGUUUUAAAAUUUAAAACGUUUAAAAUUAGUAAAAUGAUAUGAGACAUAUAAUUUUUGAUAAAAGAUUUGAUAACUCGGGACUGGAAUUAUAAAAGGCUAGUGGCUUUCCUCAUCUUUUACUCUAUAUUAUGACAUUUGACUUAUUAGGCUAGAACACAAAACAAGAUGUAGACAACAUUAGGAAGAGCAACCAAAAGAAAGACUUUUGAUCCUCAAUAAUGUCGAGACAAAAAAAAAACAGACAAGGAUAUAUCCCCACAUGCUUGGUAGUUUCUUGGUGCACAAGAACAUUUGACUAUUCGCAUUUUCUUGUGUCACAAACAUAUCCUAAAUUACAUGUCCCUCUAUAAAUAUAUCCACACAUGCUUGGUAGUUUUACAAUUCAUCAAAAUCUCAAAGCAAAAUAAGCAAAAAUGAAGAGAGAAGGUCGUCAACACAGCUUCGUUAGGACCGGGAUGAUUCACCAGUCGGGAUUUAAUCCGAGUCCCUCCAAUAAAUUUUUGAAUCGGCUUGAUUCACCACCCGCUUUUGGAGUAUUUACCAAAGUACCAUCAAAGCCUACCAAUCAUUCAAAAUCCACAAAAAAAUGUGAGCGUGCCAAGUACAGUAAAUGCCAUGUGUCACCGGCUAUGAAGUCUGCCGUUACAUCCAAGGGUGGCCAAAAGUUAAAGUCGACCGAUUGGUGGGUUGAGGGUAAGCUAAACCAGCUGAUCGGAUCGGACUCCUCCUCUACUAGUGAUAUUUUGGAUGCAUUAUGUGGUGAAGAUUAUAGUGGUCAUGUUUAUGAUUAUGAUUGUUAAUCAUCUCAUUAAGAAAUUCGAAAGUUGUUAUUUUUCUUAUAUGCUUGACUUAGAGAACAUUUGUAAUACUGGUUACAGAAACAAAAAGAAAACAAAUGUUAUAGCUACGGGGGAAAAAUGUUAUUUACAGUAGUCGAGUCAAUGCAAAUUUUGUUUAGAAUGAUAAUGGGUCAUAGUAUCAUAAUCAUAUCUUUGACCACAUAUAUUGUAUUCCGCAUUUAACAUUCUAAAGAACCAUACAUGCAAAACGUACAAAUAUAUGUAUGGGAGAUUCAGGAUGGUUAAAAUAAAAUAAAUUAUCGAGAGAAUGAAAAAUUCAUAUAAAUAGAGCUUCACCAACAAAAAAUCAUAGAAAAACUACAACGUUCUGGCCGAGUCAGGUAUAACGAUUCUUACGGAAUGAUUCUUUAUUUAUUUUGUUAUAUCUUAGUUAUUUUUUUACUAAAUUAUUAUAUCUUAACUAUCCUUGAACAUUUUGAAAGCAGUAUAUGAACAUUUUUUUUUUGUGAAAAAAAACACAUAUGAUAGAAUCCGUGAUAGCCAUUUAUAUGGAUGUGUAAGAACUUUAGUUUACCAAAAGAAAAUAAAUAUUAGAUGGACAUGGCAUAUAAGAUUAUAGCCUUAACCUUAGUUGUGUUUGUAUGU
This is a messenger RNA of Brassica napus (rape), 2242 nucleotides long. RefSeq lists its product as uncharacterized. The transcript is spliced from 2 exons. The record is from RefSeq and is a predicted model, not a curated record. Lineage: Eukaryota; Viridiplantae; Streptophyta; Magnoliopsida; Brassicales; Brassicaceae. Bases 1211 to 1597 code for a protein of 128 amino acids.